Molecule: messenger RNA, 7383 nt
Organism: Notolabrus celidotus (New Zealand spotty)
Lineage: Eukaryota; Metazoa; Chordata; Actinopteri; Labriformes; Labridae
Gene: syngap1b
Product: synaptic Ras GTPase activating protein 1b
Exons: 23
Coding region: 251-4939 (1562 amino acids)
Biological process (GO): regulation of GTPase activity
Source: RefSeq, a predicted model, not a curated record
UCUCUCUCUGCAGCUGUGGAGUGCAGAGGUGAACACAACCUGAGCAUGCAUAAAAGUGUGGAAACAUGUCGGCUUUGCUUCUUCUUGGGUGUUUCGGUUCAAGCAAAACACAGGUGAGCUGUGUUUUGGGGAGGAUUAUUGGAACAACAUCCAGGUUGCACGAAUUAAUUUGUAAAAUUCGGUUCCACGUUACUUCUGAGCAACCGAGAGCCCGCUGAGACGCACAGCCUACGUUCAAUGCCGUUGGAACAUGUCCUAUGUUCCCUUUCAAGAUGCAAGGUGUGCCGUCCCCCCCUCCUACCAUCAUCACCAUCAUCGCUCCCACGCCCUCUCCUUCCACGCUCCCUCCUACGAACGUGCUGUUCACGACCGUCCCUCCUACGACCGUCCCUCCUUCGACCGUCCCACCUACGACCGUCCCAGCUACGACCGUCCUUCCUUCGACCGCCCCUCCUACAACCGUCCUUUGCACGAGCGCCCCAUCUACGACCGCCCCUCACACGACCGCCCCCCAAUCCCUGAUCGCUGGAACCCUGGUCUCUGUGUGAGCUCCGGAACACCGCUCUACAUGUUGGACCAGGAGGAGGUACACCCUUUGCUGAUGCGCGAAAGGCGCUCAGAGUCCCACAGGAACAAGCUGCUGCGGCGGACAGUCAGCGUUCCUGUUGAGGGACGGCACCAUCCUGAGAUGGAUCAUCGCGCUCGACGGAAGAGCAUAGCCACCGGGAAGCAGCCCAGCAUGGAGGUCCCUCCCACUGCCCCCCUUCAACCCUUCCGACAAUCCGUGAGUAACCCUCCCUAUCCCCGGCCUCGCUCGCUGCCUCCGUCCCUCUCGCUGUCCCUCCACCCUUCUCCCGCCCUGGGCCCGCCGCACACUUGCGGCCGACGGGCCAGCGCCACCCCGCCUCACCCUUACCCCCUCUCCCUGGUCGUCACCCCCCCCCUCGCCCUGUGCCAGCAGCAGCAGCAGCCGCAGCAGCAGCAAAAGGCCUACAAGAAAGGGCCCGGCACUCCCCCCAAGCCCCGCUCGCUGCCCCUCUCCCCCUCCCUGUCCUUCACCCUGCCCCACUCGCCUGCUGCCUCCUACUCCUCCUCCCCCUUCUCUUUCUGGGGCGGAGAUUGGAGGGCUGCCGGUUCGAGUCCAGUGGCGGGAGGAACGUAUAUUUCACCACUGCCCCCUGUUGAGAGUUUCCUCAGUAGAAGGUUGAAGGGCUCGAUCAAGAGGGCCAAGAGUCAGCCCAAACUGGACCGAACCAGCAGUUUCCGCCACAUGAUCCUCCCCCGCUUCCGCAGUGCCGACCAAGACAGGACCCGUUUGAUGCAGAGCUUCAAAGAGUCCCACUCCCAUGAGUCCUUGCUGUCUCCCAGCAGCGCUGCCGAGGCGCUGGACCUCACUCUGGAUGAGGACGCCAUCAUCAAACCUGUGCACUCGAGCAUCCUGGGACAAGAAUACUGCUUUGAGGUGACUACAUCAUCGGGAACCAAGUGCUUUGCGUGUCGCUCAGCUGCAGAGAGAGACAAAUGGAUCGAGAACCUGCAGAGAGCUGUCAAGCCCAACAAGGACAACAGCCGGCGGGUGGACAAUGUGCUCAAACUGUGGAUCAUCGAGGCCCGAGAGCUUCCAGCCAAGAAACGCUACUACUGCGAACUUUGUCUGGAUGACAUGCUGUACGCACGCACCACCAGCAAGCCCCGCACCGACACCGUUUUCUGGGGCGAGCACUUUGAAUUCAACAACCUGCCUGCUGUCCGCAACCUACGCCUUCAUCUAUACAAGGAGACAGACAAGAAGAGACGCAAGGAAAAGAGCACAUACUUAGGACUUGUAAGCAUCCCCAUCUCAAGCAUCACCGGACGUCAGUUUGUGGAGCAGUGGUACCCGGUCAUCCAGCCUAGCGUCCUUACCAAGGGAGCCGGUGUGGGAGGAGGGAAGAUCAUCAAUGCAUCCCUACGCCUCAAAUCCCGCUUCCAGACCAUGAACAUCCUGCCCAUGGAGCUGUACAAGGAGUUUGCAGAGUAUGUCACCAAUAACUACCGCACCAUGUGUGCCGUGCUGGAGCCCGUGCUGAGUGUGAAGAGCAAAGAGGAGGUGGCCUGUGCAUUGGUGCAUAUACUGCAGAGCACAGGGAAAGCUAAGGAUUUCCUGUCAGACAUGGCGAUGUGCGAGGUAGACAGAUUCAUCGACCGAGAACACCUUAUUUUCAGAGAGAACACUCUGGCCACCAAAGCCAUAGAAGAGUACCUCAAACUGAUCGGACAUAAGUACCUCAAGGACGCUAUAGGGGAGUUCAUAAGGGCCUUGUAUGAGUCAGAGGAAAAUUGCGAAGUGGAUCCCAUGAGAACACCACCCUCUGUGCUCCCAGACCACCAAGCCAAUCUCCGAAUGUGCUGUGAACUGGCACUCUGUAAGAUCAUUAACUCCCAUUGUGUGUUUCCUCGAGAGCUAAAGGAAGUUUUUGCGUCUUGGAGAGUGCGCUGUGCUGAGAGAGGUCGAGAAGACAUCUCGGACCGUCUCAUCAGCGGGUCCCUCUUCCUGCGCUUCCUGUGUCCGGCCAUUAUGUCUCCAUCGCUCUUCAAUCUCACCCAGGAGUAUCCCGACGAGCAGACGUCACGCACACUCACCCUCAUCGCGAAAGUAGUGCAAAACCUGGCCAACUUCUCAAAGUUUGGCAACAAAGAGGAGUACAUGUGUUUCAUGAAUGAGUUUUUAGAGAUGGAGUGGGGCUCCAUGCAGCAGUUCCUGUAUGAGAUCUCCAACCUGGACAGCGUCAGCAACGCGGGCGGCUUUGAGGGAUACAUCGACCUCGGCAGGGAGCUGUCCAUACUGCACAGUCUUCUCUGGGAGGUCAUGGCUCAGCUCAGCAAGGAUGCCAUCAUCAAACUGGGUCCUUUGCCUCGCCUCCUGAACGAUAUCAGUAUGGCCUUGCGUAACCCUCACCUCCAGAGGCAGCCCAGCCAUCAGACAGACUGGGUGACGGAGAGACAGACAGAAAAGCUGCUGUCACGGCCGAGCUUCAACAGGGGCAUCUCAUCCGAGUUCCAAAAUCUAAUGACGAGGGAUCUGAAUAGCUCUAUAGAUAUCACUCGCUUGCCUUCCCCCACGUCCGCUGGAGGGGUCAUACCAUCCCGCCCCCAGAUGAGUUUUCAGGACCGUGACCACCCUCAUCGAGCGUCCUCCAAAGACAUGUUUUAUGUCUCCCGUCCUCCCUUGGCCCGCUCCAGCCCGGCAUACUGCACGAGCAGCUCGGACAUCACUGAACCUGACCCUAAGGAUUCCCGAAUGAACAGCGUGUCUAACCUGCAGUCGGUGGACAUGCUCAACUCCUCCCAGGCCUCCAUCGCCGGCAUGGGCAGCUUCGGAGGGCUGAGCAGCGGAGGCGGUGGCGGCCUGGGGUCGGGCCUGAGCAGCCAGCUGCGGGCCGGUGGGAGGUUGUCAGCUGGCUCUGGCGGCUCCAGCAUGUCCGGUGGCCUCCGGCUGAGCCAGCUGAGCCAGAUGGGCACCACCACCGACUCGCUAUCCCAGCAGCAGCAACAGCAGGCCGCCGCCAUGCGCUACCCGCUUUCCUUCCAGAAUCCCCUCUUUCAUCUGGCGACCGCUGACGGGCCUCAACAACAGCUCCACCACCAGCACAGCCGAGCCCAGCCGCCAGCGCCCCUGCUCCUCACCCCAGAUCAUGAGCCGUCCCACCAGGGCUACAUGCCACAGUUCGCCCACGGGGGGUUCUCACGCAGUGAGGACCUGUCCACCCUCAGGACCAGGGACGGUCACCUGGGCCAACCCAGCAUCAUCCACUCACACAGCUACAGCGACGACUACAGCAGGGCUGAAUACGGACGCAGACAGAUGUCCAUGCAUGUGCAGGAUAACCUCCAACAGCAACAAAUGAUGGGCAUGGCCUCCCAGACAGGAACUUCCCACUCCUCUCUAGCCACCACGCCUCCCACCACAGUCCAACCUGUACGCCAGAGCUCUGUUGCCCCGCCCCCCUCCCAGCGCAUGAAGUCUCAGACCUCCCAUCAGCUGUCGGUCAGCGCGGCCGCCGCACCCGCCGCUCCAGCCAAAACACGACCGCAGAGCGGGAACCUCCUCCAGUCACCCGAAUCGGCCUACGGCGGCGGCAGGCAGCACGGGUCCCGGCAGCUGUCCGUCAAAGACAACACUGCCCCGGGCCUGCCCCACCAGCAGAGCUCUGUCAGGGAGAGCGGGAGUCCACAGGGAACCACCAGUCAGAACGCUCAACAGUCACCACAACAGUCUCAGCCACAGCAACAACACCUGCUCAAACCCACCAUGGCCAAACAGACCUCCCAGACUCCAUCCAGCCUCAAUGCCCCAACCCCAGCCAACGAGCGCACAGUGGCCUGGGUCUCCAACAUGCCUCAUCUGUCGGCCGACAUUGAAAGUUCGCGGAUCGACCGUGAGGAGUUUAAACUGAAGGAGUACUCAAAGAGCAUGGAUGAGUCACGCAUGGACAGGGUACGCGAGUACGAGGAGGAGAUCAACUCCCUGAAGGAGCGCCUGUCGAUGUCCCACAAGAAGCUUGAGGAGUACGAGCGCAGGCUCCUCACACAGGAGCAGCAGACCAAUAAGAUCCUCCUACAGUACCAGAACCGACUGGAGGAUAGUGAGAGGAGGCUACGGCUACAGCAAAUGGAGAAAGACUCCCAAAUUAAAGGAAUAAUUAGCAGACUCAUGGCUGUGGAGGAUGAAAUAAGGGGAGGACCAAUCAUUGAGCCAAAAACCAGGAUUUUCGCUGAUCAGGGGAGGCGUCAGUCCAUCCUAGUGCAGCCCCGUCUCGCGCCUGUCCCACCCCGAGUAUCCAGCCACUCUCAAAGCUUCAUCGAGGACAAUGUGGAACCUAAUUGGCUGAUGCACCAUCGGCACUCCGGGUGGCAUGGCCAAAUGUCCAGAGCCCUCUCUCGUGACGCGAUUGGCUGACAAAGGGAGAACUUGGGGCAUUGGUCCCAUUCUCUUUGCUCAAGGGAUGGUGCAGAGCCCCAGCGGACCAUGUAAGGAAAUGCUGGGAAUUUUUUUUUUAAUUUCACUUGGGCCCUCUCUCUCUGAUUUGAUGACAGGAUAUUUUUUAAAUGUGUUUGACGCCUCUUGCUUGGAUCUACAUUUAACUUUUAGGAGGUAGGCUGGACAGAUAUUGGCGUUUGUUAGCCUGCCGAGCAUGCAAAGAACAGCUAUGCAGUCUGAUCACGGAGGAACACAAAGGCCAAGGAAGGCGCGAUGCUCAAAUUGAGAGAGAGGGGAGGUGUAUUGUGGGUAAGAUGUAUUUCAAAGGUGCUUGACUUCUCUUACAAUGUCAGUCAAAGCUGAUUUACUUUCAAAGCAUUUAUUUCCCUCUUUCUCUCUCUUUCUCCUAUAGUCUUUUCAAAUUAGCCUAUUCAUUUACUCACUCUUUAUCUAUCUAGGAAAGCAUUAUUUAACCGCUUCAUUUCUACUCCGUGUUAGACACACUUGAUCUCUUUCUCUUUUCAUAGUUUUAACUCUUCCGUUUGAAUCUCUCUCAGACUGACUUUAAAGGAAACUAAAUAUGCACAGCCUAAUACGACAAGUGAAACUGCUUCAGAACAAAACACUUGCUUCAAUGAAGACUUUGAAAAACCGGACAGAAUGUUAUUAUUUAUAUUUCUAUGAUACUGCUUAUUCUUACACUAGUAUUUAACAGAAAACUAUUCAUCAGAAAUCUUCCGGAGCAGAUAUUUAUUUAUUGAUAAAGAUAGAUGCCUCUAUCUAAUGGAAGUUCAUAAAUAAUAAUCCAUUUUAUAUGAACCAAGUUUUCUUACUAAGACAAUCUUGUGGAGAGAGUCGUUGCCCUUAAGAACUGUGAUGAAAAGGGACAAACUUGUGUUUACCUACUCCCCUUACAGCAGUUUGCACGAUGCUGUGACCUGUGCCCUCCUUCCUUUUAGUUAUAAUCACUUAAAAACGAAAACUAAAAAGUGGACGGAUGUUUCUUGCCCAACAAUCGCCAUGGAGCUCUCCAUUUGCGGACGAUGUGACGCUAUUCGGAUGAGGACAUUCUUGCUGAUAUUGUUUUUUACUCCACUUUGACUAUGUGUCUGUAGUUUAACCAAGCAGAGGAUGAACUCUUGGUUUCAGUGUGGCCACAUUUCUGCAGUCUCACUGCAGGAAAACUCCCCAUUUAUUUCCAUGAAUGGACUCCACUGACACCAGGCCCAGUUGAAAUCCCUGCUAAUGACUGAAACAGAGAGAGAUAUGUUAGAGGUCCUGCUGAAACGAGUGAAUGUGUUUGUAUAUAAGUGUGUGUACUGGCUAAAUCUAUGUGUAUAUACUGGAUAAAUGUGUAUAUAUGGUAUGUCUAUGUGUAUAUACAGUUUGUUUGUAUAUGCAGAGUGUACAGUUAUUUUUUCCUCUAAUGUUUCUCUCUCUUUCUAUGAAUAGGUCUUCUCAAGUUACCAAUACUGAGGCAUGGAAAGGUUUUUAAACGUACCGAGCUAUCAGAGGCACUUUCUGUGCAGACUGAGAAUAUCAUCAGGGUCUGUCACUUACAGUAUAGCUGCAUUCUUGAAGCUCUCAUACACGAGAAACUCACAUAAUCUUAAGCUUGCACUCAUUUUCUGACCAACUAAAAAGCUUUUCUAAGUAGAUUUGGGUGACCAAGCAAUGUUUGUACAUAUAUAGACUAAGACAAUUUUUUUCCAGAAACCUCCAUCUGCAUUUCUUUGAAAACUCUCGACCUGUUUUGAGUUCUUGCGUAUCUGACUUUCACUUUAGGUUCAUAUGGUAUAUGUUUGCAACGGUUGUCAUUCAGAGUUAUAUAUUUAUUCAGACAACCCGUAUAUAUUUCUUGAAAUUUUGUUCCCCAAAUUCUGCCUCUCAUGGAGCCGUCUAACCUUUUGUUACGAAUCGGUUAGACUGGCGAAUUCUUCCAUGAAAGUAUACUGUCAUUAUAACACUGCUUGUUUUUGUAUAGGUCCUUACUAAAUAAGUGUGCCUCCCCCUUAUACUCUUACUAACCUUAGAUCCAUUUACUCUGCUGGUCGCUCAUCUUCAUAACCCCUUGACAAGCCAUAGCCCCACCCCUUCCCCAAAACUCCUCUAUUGUUGUUUUGACAGGACAGACAUUUGGGGAUUUUGUGUAUAUUAAUGGAAGAGUGGUGUUGAAGAGUGUAUUGCAGUUGUAUAUGGAUUUGUUAUGAAUGUGGAUAUUCUGAUCAUUGAAUUAUUAUUGUAAUAAUGAUAAUAAUUAUUGCCACUUUUGUUGAUUAAUUCAUUUGAUGCGGUUGAUGAAGAUGCCAUUGUUCCUUUUUUUUUUCUUUUGGAAUACACCGGAAUUUAUAUUUUUCGGGUGGGUGAAUCUGGAGAUAGAAAUACGUAAAUAAAUUAAUAAAUAAACAAAUAAUUAAAUUCUU